Messenger RNA from Periophthalmus magnuspinnatus, 2033 nucleotides. It is a transcript of the gene flvcr2b, whose product is annotated as FLVCR heme transporter 2b. Gene Ontology annotation, molecular function: heme transmembrane transporter activity; heme binding. The coding region runs from base 283 to 1779 and encodes 498 amino acids. Gene Ontology annotation, cellular component: membrane. The record is from RefSeq and is a predicted model, not a curated record. The transcript is spliced from 10 exons. Lineage: Eukaryota; Metazoa; Chordata; Actinopteri; Gobiiformes; Gobiidae. Gene Ontology annotation, biological process: transmembrane transport; heme export.
UCUGUGCGUACAGUGUCCAGAGAGAGAAGGCUGUUAAAAUAAUGCAACGAAGGAGUUUAAAGAAAAGUUCAGUUGACUGACCGACGAAACGCCAGGACAUGAAAGAGUGUAGCGUAAGGCCUUACCACAGAGUUAAAAGUGGAACUGAGCUUCAGUUUACGGUGUGAAUAAGAGGAGCAGCAGCAGACCAAGAGCUAAUGCGUUAUAAAUCACAACAUUUUUGUAAUUGUGGUGCUCCAUUGUCCAUUUCAAGUUGACUGAAAGAAGACAGUUUAAGGGAUAAUGAGUGAAAAAGAGGCGUUUGAAGACAGUAAAGUGAAUGGCGCCAAAAAUGUGGAUUUGGAGAAACACUCUAAAACAGAGGAGGGGGAACAUGGUCCGGACCAGUGUGCCCGGGACGAGAAGCAGUUGGUCAGUGGCGUGCCCUCACCACCGACCCGUCUGUACAAGCGGCGCUGGCUCAUAGUCUGCCUCUUCAGCAGCUACUCUCUCUGCAACUCCUUUCAAUGGAUACAAUACGGCAUCAUCAACAACAUCUUCAUGCACUUCUACGGCGUGGACGCCUUUACUAUAGACUGGAUGUCCAUGAUCUAUAUGCUUACUUACAUUCCGUUCAUCUUCCCUGUCACUUGGCUGCUGGAUAAAAAAGGUCUGCGGGUCAUCGCUCUGGUGGCCACAGCUCUGAACUGUGCCGGCACGUGGGUCAAGGUCCUAAGCGUCAAACCAAACCUGUUUGCCGUCACUUUUUUCGGACAGUUCUGCUGCUCCUUCGCUCAGGUGUUCAUUCUGGGGAUGCCCUCCAGAAUCGCCUCCGUGUGGUUUGGUUCGCAGGAGGUGUCCACUGCCUGCUCCAUCGGAGUGUUUGGGAAUCAGCUGGGUAUUGCCAUUGGAUUCCUGGUGCCUCCCAUUCUCGUCCCAAAUGUUGAAGAUAAGGAUGAGUUGGCUCACCACAUCAGCAUUAUGUUCUACAUCACCGCAGGCGUGGCCACUCUACUCUUUGUACUGGUUGUCUUUGUGUUCCAGGAGCGUCCCAGAUUGCCCCCCACCCAGGCCCAGGCUGUGGCCCGCAGUAUCCCCCCAGAGCAGUACUCCUACAUUGCCUCCAUCUUGAGACUGCUGCGGAACAAGCCCUUCAUCCUUCUCAUCAUAACCUAUGGCUUGAAUGUGGGUUGUUUCUAUGCAGUCGGCACCCUACUGAACCGAAUGAUCAUCGAGCACUACCCUGGAGAAGAAGUGAACGCUGGGAGGAUAGGCCUUACAAUAGUCAUCGCGGGAAUGGUGGGGUCUCUCAUCUGCGGAGUGUGGCUGGAUCGAACCAAAACAUACAAGCAGACUACUCUUGCUGUGUACUUAAUGUCUCUCGUUGGGAUGAUUGUGUAUGCUGCUACUCUUGACCUGGGGCACCUUUGGGUAGUCUUCAUCACCGCUGGAUCCCUUGGUUUCUUCAUGACUGGAUACCUGCCUCUAGGCUUUGAGUUUGCAGUGGAACUGACCUACCCAGAGUGUGAGGGCACAUCCUCAGGCCUUCUCAACUGCUCUGCACAGGUGUUUGGCAUUAUUUUCACCAUCUCUCAGGGCAAGCUCAUUGAUACCUAUGGCACACUGGCUGGAAACAUCUUCCUCUGCGUGUUUCUUCUGAUUGGCACAGUAAUGACUGGUUUCAUUAAGUCUGAUCUUCGUAGACAAAAUGCAAACAGGACUGCUAAAGCUAUGGAAACUCCUGAUUGCCCGAACAGUAACUCCCCGUCACAAAUAAUUCUCCGAGAAGAACGAAUGUGAACGAAUAGCUCACAUGUUGCUCUUCCUGUUACAGUUAAAUCUGGAGACACUUCACUUCUGCCCACUUACCUGGCAUACACCUUAUACAAAUUAUUUAUUACUGGAUUAAAUUCUACAGAUAGAUUUUUUUUCAAUGUAACAUUUGUGUAUUUUUUUUACUAAUAAUGCAAUGCUGGAAAUCUGAACCAAAUCUGUGAAAUAUUUGUAAUUAUGUAAAAUAUAUGUAAGACAACAUGUACAUGUUUACUAGUUAG